This is a messenger RNA of Piliocolobus tephrosceles (Ugandan red Colobus), 483 nucleotides long. RefSeq names its product troponin T1, slow skeletal type (gene TNNT1). Gene Ontology annotation, biological process: slow-twitch skeletal muscle fiber contraction; sarcomere organization; regulation of muscle contraction. The record is from RefSeq and is a predicted model, not a curated record. Lineage: Eukaryota; Metazoa; Chordata; Mammalia; Primates; Cercopithecidae. Gene Ontology annotation, cellular component: troponin complex. Gene Ontology annotation, molecular function: troponin T binding; tropomyosin binding. The annotation marks the transcript as partial. The transcript has 5 exons.
CCGCCCUGUGGUGCCUCCUUUGAUCCCACCAAAGAUCCCAGAAGGGGAGCGUGUUGACUUCGAUGACAUCCACCGCAAGCGCAUGGAGAAGGACCUGCUGGAGCUGCAGACGCUCAUCGACGUGCAUUUUGAGCAGCGGAAGAAGGAGGAAGAGGAGCUGAUUGCCUUGAAAGAGCGCAUUGAGCGGCGCCGGUCGGAGAGAGCGGAGCAACAGCGCUUCAGAACUGAGAAGGAACGGGAACGUCAGGCUAAGCUGGCGGAGGAGAAGAUGAGGAAGGAAGAGGAAGAGGCCAAGAAGCGGGCAGAGGAUGAUGCCAAGAAAAAGAAGGUGCUGUCCAACAUGGGGGCCCAUUUCGGCGGCUACCUGGUCAAGGCAGAACAGAAGCGUGGUAAGCGGCAGACGGGGCGGGAGAUGAAGCUGCGCAUCCUGUCUGAGCGUAAGAAGCCUCUGGACAUCGACUACAUGGGGGAGGAACAGCUCCG